Molecule: messenger RNA, 1445 nt
Organism: Drosophila gunungcola (fruit fly)
Lineage: Eukaryota; Metazoa; Arthropoda; Insecta; Diptera; Drosophilidae
Gene: hkb
Product: zinc finger protein 467
Exons: 2
Coding region: 123-1046 (307 amino acids)
Biological process (GO): regulation of transcription by RNA polymerase II
Molecular function (GO): DNA-binding transcription factor activity, RNA polymerase II-specific; RNA polymerase II cis-regulatory region sequence-specific DNA binding
Source: RefSeq, a predicted model, not a curated record
GCGCACACAACCCGCCGCCUAGCAAAGCCAAACCAAAUCAAAUCCAACAACGAAAUCCGAAUCCAGUGCUCCGACCAAGUGCUAUAGUGUCGCGAGAAGCAUCGAUCGAAAACAGCCACGAAAUGUCCACGAUUAACCUGCAUCCCCCGCAAACCUAUUCGCGCCUGUUCCGCCCCUGGGACUCGCAGCGCCAGACAGCCGCCUCGGCGCCCAGGACGGUCAAGCAGGAGGAGGAACAGGUCCCGGAGACGGGGACCAUCGCCAUCAAGACGGAGCUGACCAGCAGUGGCUUUGGCCACGACUCCGAGCGGGACUUCUCGUCCGCCUCUUCCGCCUCCUCCUCCUCCUCGUCGUCGUCGUCAUCGUCGAGCAGCAGCAACAGCAGCAGCAAGUCCUGCUACGAGGAUGCCCUGAGCCACAACAGCUACAUCCGCACCUCCACGCCCCAUCCCGUCUUUCCCCAUGCCCACGCCCACGCCCACCCGGAACCGCCCACCGCCAGCCCCGUGUCCCUGGCUCCACCAGCAACCCAGCAGCCCGCUCCCUUCCUGCCCGCCGCCAGCGACCUCUACUACGCGGCCGCCGCAGCUGCCGCCGCCGCCGCCAGCACGCCGCCCGCCGGGUUCGGCAUGGACCCCUUCACGCUGGGCCUCAUGGAGCAGGAGUACGCCCGGGUCAUGGCCGAAGACGCCCAGUUGAAGGCGCUCAAUGCGCGCAAGCAGCGCCCCAAGAAGUUCAAGUGCCCCCACUGCGACGUGGCCUUCUCCAACAACGGCCAGCUGAAGGGCCACAUCCGCAUCCACACCGGCGAACGCCCCUUCAAGUGCGACGUGGACACCUGCGGCAAGACCUUCACGCGCAACGAGGAGCUGACGCGCCACAAGCGGAUCCACACCGGACUGCGGCCAUAUCCGUGCAGUGCCUGCGGCAAGAAGUUCGGCCGCCGUGACCACCUCAAGAAGCACAUGAAGACGCACAUGCCGCAGGAGCGCCAGCUGGGCCCGGCCAUCUUUGUGCCCAUGUACCCCUACCUGUAUGGAUACUGAGGGGGGGGAAUCCUUCCAUCCAGCCGUAAAACCAUCGCAUCAUCCUCCAGCGAUCAUCCCAUCCUCCAGCGAUCUGUGAAGCGCUUGCACGCUUUAAACGAGCUCCUGCCACGAUACUCAAUGCCGGCCAAUACUCGAUAGCCAAUCUUGGACAGAACUACCUCAGCCGUACCUGGCGCAACAUGGCGCACUCAACGACCUCAAUCCACCUCGACCUUCGACGAUAUAUGCAAAUAUUGAGAUAUUUAUUUUUAAACGCAUAUUUACACUGCCAGCUACGUGACUAGAACCCCGCACAUGUGUAAAUACCUCCUUAAGUGAUCCUUCCUCAUAUGCUAAGCGAUUAAGAGAUUUAAGAGAUACCGACAUGCAAACAGUCUAUAUUACCACUAAGCUGAU